Messenger RNA from Triticum dicoccoides, 1293 nucleotides. RefSeq names its product mannose/glucose-specific lectin-like. The transcript has 3 exons. Lineage: Eukaryota; Viridiplantae; Streptophyta; Magnoliopsida; Poales; Poaceae. The coding region runs from base 119 to 1024 and encodes 301 amino acids. Gene Ontology annotation, molecular function: carbohydrate binding. The record is from RefSeq and is a predicted model, not a curated record.
UAGCGGGGCUUACACACUAGCAAUCAUCCAUCUCACUCUCAGGCUGGCUAGCUAGCUACACGUACGUUCCCUAGCUAGCUAGCCACUAGCCAGCUCUAGCUAGUUGCAUCUUGAUCGAAUGGCGGGCGCAGUGAAGAUUGGUUCAUGGGGUCUACCCAGCGGAAAACUUUGCGACAUCAACAGCUACAGCAGCCCCCAACGCCUCAUCAGCAUCACCGUGUAUAGCAACGAAACCCCUGGAGGCUGCAUCGUUGGCUUCUCCUUCACCUACGUGGACCAGACCGGAGGGGCCAUCAACGUCGGCACAUGGGGCAACACCUGGGGAGGCGUCAAAACGAUUUAUAUGAACCAGGGGGAGCAUGUGAACGAUGUGAGCGGCACCUCCAACAGCAGAGGGGUGACCUCGCUCAAGAUAGUCACCAACCAGGGGGACCGCGGCACGUACGGGUGUCCGGCGGGCGACGCAUUCAGCGUGCCGCUGCGGCAGGGCAAGAACGAGGUGGUGGCCUUCUUCGGCCACUCCGACGACACCCUCAAGUCCCUGGGCGUCUACGUGCCGGGGGCCAAGGAGUGCCCCGUCAAGAUUGGCCCCUGGGGCGGCCACCUCGGCUCCUCCAGGGACCUCUACGCCAGCAACAUGCCGGUGCAGCUGCAGAGCAUCGCCGUCCGCAGCAGCGAGAGGUCCGGCGGCCGCGUCUUCGGCUUCUCCUACAACUACUUGGACAAGGCCGGCCAGCGCAUCAGCGUUGGCCCCUGGGGCUCCAGGACCAAAGGCCAGCAGCGCAACAUCGCCAUGAACGAGGACAACUACGUCACCUUCAUCAGCGGCACCUACGAUGACUACGGCGUCACCUCGCUCAAGUUCGAGUCCACCCAAGACGACUACGGCCCCUUCGGGUGCCCGGUGGGCACCGCCUUCAGCGUGCCUGUGCGGGAUACCGGGGCCAUCGUCGGCUUCUUCGGCCGCUCCAGCGCCGACGGCCUCGUCGGCUUCGGUGCCUAUGUCGUGCCGCUGGAUGACUAGCUAUCUGGUAGCUAAUUAACGAUCCAGACUAUGCAUGCAUUCUUACACCUAUUGUACUACCGCAUGCCCAGUGAGUUGUGUUAAAAAAACAAGGCAGCUACUAUGCAUGAUGCUAUACAAGUUGAUGUGUGUGGUGAAUAAGGAUUACUUAUGCGAGCUUGCGUGUACGUUAGCAACAUGCAUGCAUGUAUGUGUGCUCACAUGCAAAUAUAUAUGUACACUACUGUAAGUUUGCCGUCCGAAUAUAUAUGAAAAAAAUAGUAUUUAUA